AUGGGGUCGCUCACGAGGGCGGCGGAGGAGGACCCAGCAGCGGCCGCGGAAGAGGAGUGGUCCGACGAGGCCGUCAUCUACGUCAACGGCGUCCGUCGCGUGCUCCCCGACGGCCUCGCUCACCUCACCCUGCUACAGUACCUUAGAGAUAUUGGCCUUCGAGGAACAAAGCUUGGAUGUGGUGAAGGUGGUUGUGGAGCCUGCACUGUCAUGGUCUCUUGCUAUGACCGAAUUACAAAGAAAUCACUGCAUUUGGCAAUCAAUGCAUGUUUGGCUCCACUUUAUUCUGUGGAAGGAAUGCAUAUAAUCACAGUUGAAGGAAUUGGAGAUCGACAGCGAGGUUUGCACCCAGUUCAGGAAUGUUUAGCCAAGGCACAUGGUUCACAAUGUGGAUUUUGCACCCCUGGCUUUGUGAUGUCUAUGUAUGCACUGCUGAGAUCGAGCAAACAGCCUCCUACUGAAGACCAGAUUGAAGACUGCCUUGCAGGGAAUUUGUGUCGUUGUACUGGCUACCGACCAAUUAUAGACGCCUUCCGUGUGUUUGCCAAAACAGAUCAUUUGGCAUACACUAAUUCAUCUUCAGAAAAUGCAAAUGACCAAACUAUCUGUCCUUCUACUGGGAAGCCAUGUUCCUGCAGGAAUGAGACGGAUAUCAAUGUUAAUGAGUCCUCAUUAUCGUCGUCUGUGGAAAGAUAUUCACCUUAUUCAUACAAUGAAAUUGAUGGGAGUGCAUACAACGAGAGGGAACUCAUCUUCCCCCCAGAACUUCAGUUGAGGAAAGUUAUGCCACUUAAAUUAAAUGGGUCCAAUGAGAUCAAAUGGUAUAGGCCUCUUAAACUAAAGCAAUUAUUACAUUUGAAAUCUUGCUACCUGGAUGCAAAGCUUAUCAUUGGUAAUUCAGAAGUGGGAGUCGAAACGAAGUUUAAGAAUGCCCAAUAUAAGGUCAUGAUCUCAGUUACUCAUAUUCCAGAGCUUAAUACCCUCAAAGUUAAAGAAGAUGGCAUACACAUUGGUUCUGCUGUAAGACUUGCACAACUUCAAAAUUUCCUUAAAAAGGUUAUAGCAGAACGUGAUUUGCCUGAAACUUCGUCAUGCCAGGCAAUAGUACGUCAGUUAAAAUGGUUUGCGGGCACACAAAUCAGGAAUGUUGCAUCUGUUGGUGGUAACAUUUGUACUGCUAGUCCAAUAUCAGACCUAAAUCCACUUUGGAUAGCUGUAGGUGCAAAAUUCCAGAUAAUAGAUGUGAACAGCAAUGUUAGAACUACCCUUGCAAAGGAUUUCUUUCUUGGUUACCGUAAAGUUGAUAUAAAACCUGAAGAAAUAUUGCUUUCUAUUAUACUACCAUGGACAAGGCCUUUUGAAUAUGUCAAAGAAUUUAAACAGGCACAUAGAAGGGAGGAUGAUAUUGCUUUGGUUAAUGCUGGAAUGGGUGUGUAUUUACAAGAAUCUGAAGGAAAUUGGAUAAUAUCUGAUGUUUCAAUUGUCUUUGGUGGGGUAGCAGCAGUUCCCCUUAGUGCUUCAAGGACCGAAAACUUUCUUACUGGAAAGAAGUGGGACUCUGAGUUGUUGGAUGAUACUUUCAAUUUGUUGAAAGAAGACAUCUCUCUUUCAGAGAAUGCACCUGGUGGAAUGAUUGAAUUUCGCAGAUCGCUUACUUUGAGUUUCUUUUUCAAAUUUUUCCUUUCUGUUACUCAUGAAAUGAAAGUAAAAGGGUUGUUAGAAGAUGGAUUGCAUGCAGAUCAUCUGUCAGCUGUACAGCCUUACAGUAGGCCUGUUACUGUUGGAACUCAAAGUUAUGAAUUAGUAAGGCAAGGAACUUCUGUAGGUCAGCCAAUGGUUCAUAUGUCUGCUAUGCUUCAGGUCACUGGUGAGGCUGAAUACACUGAUGACACACCGACACCUCCCAAUACUUUGCAUGCUGCUUUGGUGCUGAGUAAGAAGGCUCAUGCUCGCAUAUUAUCUAUUGAUGAUUCACUCGCCAAAUCUUCCCCUGGCUUUGCUGGGUUGUUCCUUUCAAAAGACAUACCCGGUGUUAACCAUACUGGACCAGUUAUCCAUGAUGAGGAGUUUUUUGCAUCCGACAUUGUUACUUGUGUUGGUCAGAUCAUUGGAAUUGUUGUUGCUGAUACCCAUGAUAAUGCAAAAACUGCUGCCAACAAAGUACAUAUCGAGUAUUGUGAGCUCCCAGCGAUUUUAUCUAUAGAGGAAGCUGUCAAGAAUGGAAGCUUUCAUCCAAAUACCAAGAAAUGCCUUGUAAAAGGCGAUGUAGAACAAUGUUUCCUGUCUGGUGCAUGUGACAGAAUUGUAUCAGGACAAGUUCAUGUUGGAGGUCAAGAGCAUUUUUACAUGGAACCUCAAUGCACUCUUGUCUGGCCAGUGGAUUCUGGAAAUGAAAUUCAUAUGGUCUCAUCUACUCAAGCUCCGCAGAAGCAUCAGAAAUAUGUUGCUAGCGUUCUUGAUCUUCCACAAUCAAAAGUUGUUUGCAAGACUAAGCGUAUUGGUGGCGGAUUUGGUGGAAAAGAAACCAGAUCAGCAAUAUUUGCUGCAGCAGCAUCUGUACCCUCUUUCUGUCUGAGAAGGCCAGUAAAGCUUGUUUUGGACAGAGACGUUGACAUGAUAUCAACUGGACAGAGGCACAGUUUCCUUGGGAAAUAUAAGGUGGGAUUUACCAAUGAAGGGAAGAUACUGGCCCUAGACCUGGAAAUUUAUAACAACGGUGGUCAUUCACUUGAUCUGUCCCUUGCAGUACUGGAGCGUGCUAUGUUUCAUUCAGAAAAUGUCUAUGACAUAGCAAACAUCAGAAUCAAUGGGCAAGUAUGCUUUACAAACUUCCCAAGUAACACUGCUUUCCGAGGUUUUGGUGGUCCACAAGGCUUGUUGAUUGCAGAGAAUUGGAUUCACCAUAUAGCUACAGAACUCCAACGAAGUCCUGAGGAGAUAAAAGAACUUAAUUUUCACAAUGAUGGAGUUGUGCUGCAUUAUGGCCAGUUGCUCCAGAAUUGUACAAUAGGUUCAGUUUGGGAUCAACUAAAAGCAUCUUGUAAUUUUGUGGAAGCUCGCAAAGCUGUGAAUAGUUUUAACGGUAAUAACCGCUGGAGGAAGCGAGGAAUUGCCAUGAUUCCCACAAAAUUUGGCAUAUCCUUCACUACAAAAUUCAUGAAUCAGGCUGGCGCUCUUGUGCAAGUUUACACUGAUGGCACUGUCUUGGUAACACAUGGUGGGGUUGAGAUGGGACAGGGUUUGCACACAAAGAUAGCCCAAGUUGCUGCUUCAUCAUUCAAUAUCCCUCUUAGCUCUGUAUUUAUAUCAGAGACAAGUACUGAUAAGGUCCCAAAUGCAUCACCAACAGCAGCCUCUGCUAGUUCAGAUCUGUAUGGAGCUGCAGUUUUGGAUGCUUGUCUGCAAAUCAAGGUUCGAAUGGAACCCAUUGCUAGCAAAGGAACCCACAACUCGUUUGCAGAGUUGGCUCAAGCAUGCUACAUGGAACGUGUGGAUCUGUCUGCUCAUGGGUUUUAUGCUACACCUAAUAUUGGUUUUGACUGGACGAUUGGCAAGGGAACUCCAUUCAAUUAUUUCACAUAUGGAGCUGCAUUUGCAGAAGUUGAGAUUGACACCCUAACUGGGGAUUUUUACACAAGGACAGCUGAUAUUGUUAUGGAUCUCGGCUUUUCAAUUAAUCCAGCAAUUGACAUUGGCCAGAUUGAAGGAGCUUUUAUCCAAGGAUUGGGCUGGGCAGCCAUGGAAGAGCUAAAAUGGGGGGAUGAUAACCAUAAGUGGAUUCGACCUGGACACCUCUUCACCUGUGGUCCUGGUUCUUACAAAAUACCCUCUGUAAAUGAUAUACCUCUAAAUUUCAAGGUUUCUCUAUUAAAGGGGGUUCCAAAUCAGAAGGCUAUUCAUUCUUCCAAAGCCGUGGGAGAGCCACCAUUUUUCCUUGGCUCCGCUGUCUUAUUUGCGAUAAAGGACGCGAUCUUUGCGGCAAGGGCUGAGGAGGGGCACUUGGGCUGGUUCCCACUCGACAACCCGGCGACACCAGAAAGAAUAAGAAUGGCGUGUGUGGAUUCCAUUACAAAGAAAUUUGCCGGCAUAGAUUACCGGCCCAAGCUUAGUGUAUAG
This is a messenger RNA of Miscanthus lutarioriparius, 4116 nucleotides long. The record is from the annotation of a GenBank genome assembly. Lineage: Eukaryota; Viridiplantae; Streptophyta; Magnoliopsida; Poales; Poaceae.